AUGAAGUUCUCCGUUAUCACUGCCAUUGCUGCCGCCACGGUCGCCGUCGCCUCGCCUGUCGCGGUCGAGCACGAGGCGCGCCAGGGUCCUACCUUCCCCUCGACCUGCACCUCGGUCUGCAACAUGUUCUUCCCGGUCUACAACAGCUGCAAGGAUAUCCCCACCAAGCCCGCGUUCCUCACCUGUCUCCAGCCCAUUUGCUCUGAGGCCGCUUGGCCCAAGCUCGGCCCCUGCCUCACCUGCUGGAGCGCCGCCACUGGCGGGUCGACCAUCCCCUGGUGGAGCCUCUUCAGCCAGGCCUGCACUUAA
Messenger RNA from Cutaneotrichosporon cavernicola, 309 nucleotides. RefSeq lists its product as uncharacterized. The transcript has 3 exons. NCBI's taxonomy places the organism in Eukaryota, Fungi, Basidiomycota, Tremellomycetes, Trichosporonales, Trichosporonaceae. The record is from RefSeq and is a predicted model, not a curated record. Bases 1 to 309 code for a protein of 102 amino acids.